AUGGAUUCCUUUGACCGCCUCAAUCAUCUCACUCAGCCUGCAGUUGAGAAUCUUCCCCAGCUGCAACAGCCUGCCGCUGUUCACACUCGCUAUGCCGUCAAGAGUGAGGAUGAAGCUUCCGUUGACGCAUCCAGCGCGACUGUGCAGACUAAGAUUUGGUUCAAAUCGCCACCAUUGAGCACCCUGACGCUUCGCAUGAUUCGUGCGAUUAAACUAUUUGCAGAGUCACACGAUCAAGGAUUCGUCUCUGCUUUGGAGCAGGGCAACUGGACCUGGCUCGAGCUAGUCAUCCUCGACAGCAAAGACGCAACGUCUCCUAAGAAGGACCGCAAUGGCAAGGAGCUUGUUGUCACAAGCCAUACCAACAAAGUCGGCUCCAAGGAUUACGAGUGGAUGCAGGGUGACACGUUUGAUACAAGCCGUCACUUUCUGAAGUCGCUCGAGGCUGGAAAUGUGAUUGCAGUCCGGCUUUGCGCUCGUUUCGCCGGUUGGAAGAUCUCUGCGAGGAAUGGACACCUCGUUAUUGACAUUAAAGAUGACAAUGACCAUUUCCCUAUCACCCCGAUUUCCAUCAAUACCAAUGAUGCGAUUCCCCCGCGUCGAAACAUUGAAGCCUGGUACGAAGAGGCAAAGACCAACAACAAGAUAGCACUUGAGCUAUCCUUGUUCAUUCGAGCCGUGACGGCCUUCCAGACUCUUCCCCCUGACAACCAACUUUCGUUCUACCGCAUCGCUGGCAUUCACGGCUAUCCCUACAAUGUUUCGUGGAACAUGGGUGAGGCGCCGAUACCACUCAAUGCCGCGGAUAUUAAAGCCCAGAAGCUGGGAAACAAGGGAGGCUUUUACUGCCAGCAUAAUAAUUACUUGUUUCCCACUUGGCACCGCGCGUACAUGAUGCUAUUUGAGCGACGAGUCAGUGACCUCAUGAUGGAAGAAGCUGUGAACCGUGGCAAUGGAAACAAGGAAUGGGUUUCUGCGGCAAAGCGCUGGCGCUUGCCCUACUGGGACUGGGCUCUGAAACCAAGUCUUCCCGACCUGGCCCGGAAUGAAAAGAUUUCCAUUAUCAGCUCUUGGGACGGCGAAGGCGAACCUCAGUAUGAAAGCGUGGAGAAUCCCAUGUAUCGAUUCCAGAUGCCUGGUCACAAGCCCAUGGGCGACGAUACAUAUGGCGACUAUCGCAUCGACAACAAAGAAGACACCCCAUGGGAACUGUGUAUCGGUACCAGCCGUCAUGGCAUCACACUCCGUGACAAAGAACGAAAGUGGGUUGAGGGAGUAUCCAACAACGAGCAAGUGGACUUGUCCCUGCAGGGUGUUCACGAAGACUUGAACAACCUAACGCUCAAGGACGCCGUGUUUCGACUGCUUACGCAUGAUUAUACCACCAAAUACGUGCAUUUUGCUUCUACCAAGCAUGACGAGGAAAAGCUGGAGAAAGCACCGGGAGACACUGCUAAAGGAUACCUCAACCUCGAGACUUCAUUGGUGGCGGUACAGAUCGUGCUGGUAUGGGCCAUAUGGGCUCUGUACCAGUGGCCGCAUUCGACCCCAUUUUCUGGCUGCAUCAUUGUAACAUUGACAGACUCCUUCAUUUGUGGCAAUGCUCCAAUCCAGAAAGACCUUGUUCCCUUCCAUGCUUCAACUGAACCCGAUGACUUCUUCAAUUCCAACAAGGUUCGCCAUGUUGAUGCGCUAAACUAUACCUAUGAUUACAUGGACCAGAUCACUGAUGAGUUUGGAGACAUGAUCCCGGCCAAGAGUCACAUUUACAUCAACAAUCUGUACGGGCCCCCAGCUCCGGCCUUCCAACAUCGCGAAGAGUCAAAGGACCCUCUCAUCAAUAUCGUCUAUAACCGGUAUUGCUUGGACGGCAAAUCAUACACCUUGCUCUUCUUCCUUGGCGAGGUUGACCGCGAAACGCCAUACAACCAGCAGAAGAGUCUUGUCGGCAGUAUCUUCACAUUCAGCACUACCCUUAAAGAGGACACUGUUACAUGCAAGAACUGCUAUGAACAGAAGCGUGCCAAUGUCUUGUCUCGUGCCCAAAUCCCGCUCACGCGUGCUGUGCCCAUCGAGCACCGUGAGACAUCAGCAAAGGCCAUGAGCUAUUUCCAGGAGAAUCUUAAAUGGACUGCCAUUAAUGAGGCUGGUAGGGUCAUUGCCAGGGAAAGGUUGACAGACCUGAAGAUCACACUGUUCAUUGGAGUCAACCAGCUUCAAGGCAGUUUGGGCAGAGAGUCAUUGUUCAAGUUUGAUGAUUACAAGGAACAGGAGUUCAACUGGGAGAGUGCUUAUAGUGGGUAG
Fusarium poae is the source of this 2304-nucleotide messenger RNA. RefSeq lists its product as uncharacterized. Lineage: Eukaryota; Fungi; Ascomycota; Sordariomycetes; Hypocreales; Nectriaceae. The transcript is spliced from 9 exons. Gene Ontology annotation, molecular function: oxidoreductase activity. The record is from RefSeq and is a predicted model, not a curated record. Bases 1 to 2304 code for a protein of 767 amino acids.